AUGAAGUCCAUCCUUCUUUCUGCAUUCUUGCUUCCUUUGGCCUUGUCCUCUGUUGUCCCCCGGGCAGAGGAGAAGAUAGAUUACCAUGGCUUCAAGAUCCUACGUGUAAACGUGCCCAAGGGAGCCAAGGAUGUUGAAAGUAAGAUCCAGGAAUUGUCCGCCCACAUCCUGAAUCCUGGAAAAUCAGCAUUGGUGGAUGUAGUCGUUUCGCCUGAGAAUCUCAAAGCUCUUGAAGCCCUCUCCCUCGAAAGUACCGUCCUCACUGAAGAUGUCGGUGCAGUUCUGGACGAGGAGGGCCCCAUCAGUACAUAUGCUGGUUUUGCAACUUGGUUCACCGCAUACCACUCUUACGCUGAUCAUAUCCAAUUCCUUCGCGAUCUUCAGGGAGGCUAUACUAGCCAGUCCGAGGUCAUUACUAUCGGCAACUCUGUCCAAGGGCGAGCCUUGACCGGCAUCCACAUUUGGGGAUCCGGUGGAAAGGGCUCAAAGCCUGCUGUACUGUUCCAUGGAACGGUCCAUGCCCGAGAGUGGAUUUCAACGAUGACAACUGAGUACCUGGCGUAUCAAUUGCUCACGAAAUACGCAUCUGAUACCACUGUCAAGGCCCUUGUUGACAAGUUCGACUUCUAUAUCAUCCCGAUCGUCAACCCAGAUGGCUUUGUUUACACUCAGACUACUGACCGGCUCUGGCGUAAGAACCGCCAGACAGUCUCAACUAGCACGUGCGUUGGCCGUGAUAACAACCGUAACUGGCCUUAUAAGUGGGAGGUUACCGGCGGCGCAUCCACAAACCCGUGCUCGGAAACCUUCAAGGGACUCGCUGCUUCUGACGCCCCCGAAAACAGGGCAAUGGUUUCCCAUGUAAACUCUCUUCGUGACGGUCGUGGUCUUAGACUCUAUCUUGACAUCCACUCAUAUGGACAGUAUAUCCUCUGGCCAUAUGGUUACACCUGCAGCGGUGUGGUGGAGAACGAUGCACAGCACCGGUCGAUUGCAAGCCGCGCUGCUGCGGCUAUUCGUGCCAUCUCUGGUACUGCAUACACCAUUGGUCCAGCUUGCUCAACUCUAUACGCAACUACUGGCGAUUCUACCGACUACACAGAUGCCGUUGGAAAUGCAACCUACUCGUACACCUAUGAGUUAAGAGACAGGGGCACUUACGGAUUCAGCCUGCCAGCCUCCCAAAUUCAACCUACUGUUGUUGAGACCUGGGCGGGUGUAUUGAGUAUGCUCAAGGAUCUAUAA
Aaosphaeria arxii CBS 175.79 is the source of this 1245-nucleotide messenger RNA. RefSeq lists its product as uncharacterized. Gene Ontology annotation, molecular function: zinc ion binding; metallocarboxypeptidase activity. The transcript has 5 exons. The coding region runs from base 1 to 1245 and encodes 414 amino acids. The record is from RefSeq and is a predicted model, not a curated record. NCBI's taxonomy places the organism in Eukaryota, Fungi, Ascomycota, Dothideomycetes, Pleosporales. Gene Ontology annotation, biological process: proteolysis.